AUGGCAGUCACCGUCAAGAUGAUCAGCAUAUUCCUCUUCCUUUCCCUCGUUUCUCAAUGCCAUUGCCAGUGCUCGUUGAAUAACUUACAAAUUGCACAACAUAAGGAUGGAAUUUGGAGGCAUGGAAAGCCAGAGUUUACUGUGACCAUAACAAACAACUGUCGUUGUUCUCUACAGAAUGUGAUUCUAAAUUGCAAAGAUUUAGAGACCACUGCGGACUUAGGCACUACUAUCCCAGACAUUUUGAGUGUUAAGGGUGAUCAGUGUAUUGUUAAUUCUGGUCGCCCUUUCAAAAAUGCUCUCACCUUCACAUAUGCUUCCGACAGCCCAUUUCCUUUCAUUCCAGUUCACUCUGAAACUGUUUGUUAG
This is a messenger RNA of Arachis stenosperma, 369 nucleotides long. RefSeq lists its product as uncharacterized. The coding region runs from base 1 to 369 and encodes 122 amino acids. Gene Ontology annotation, biological process: cell fate determination. NCBI's taxonomy places the organism in Eukaryota, Viridiplantae, Streptophyta, Magnoliopsida, Fabales, Fabaceae. The transcript has 2 exons. The record is from RefSeq and is a predicted model, not a curated record.